Biomphalaria glabrata is the source of this 5764-nucleotide messenger RNA. RefSeq lists its product as uncharacterized. Gene Ontology annotation, molecular function: ATP binding; MAP kinase kinase activity. Bases 270 to 515 code for a protein of 81 amino acids. NCBI's taxonomy places the organism in Eukaryota, Metazoa, Mollusca, Gastropoda, Planorbidae. The record is from RefSeq and is a predicted model, not a curated record. Gene Ontology annotation, biological process: protein phosphorylation; MAPK cascade. The transcript is spliced from 7 exons.
GCAUUUUCCAUAACGGAAAUAGAUCUAGAUCUAGAUUCUACAGUGUUUACAAACCAAGUAAAAUGCCGUAAAAAAAAAAAAAGUAAUUCUAGAUCUAGAUCUACUAUAUUGUCUAUAUCUAGAAAAUAGAAUAAAGAUCUAUUGCUAGUGAAUUACUAGUGCUCGUCUACAAUAUUUUCUAAACACAAUAAAAAAUAAAGGCUUACAACUACAGUGAUGUGUAUGUUUUUAAAACGCCCAUUUGAUUUUGAGGCACUUGUCAUGAACUUAUGAUGAAGUUGGCGACUGGAAAAUUGCCUUUUGCUACUUUAAAUACAAAUGAACGAAAUUCUGUGUUACAGCCAAUAGAACUAAUGAAUGUCAUUAUUGAAGAGCCUCAAAUCAAGCUUCCUAUGGGCCAGUUUUCUCAAAAUCUAAUUGACUUUGUUAAUAGAUGCCUUCGCAAAAUGCCAGCGUUACGACUCUCAGGGCAGGAUUUGUUACAGUGUCCAGAUCAAAACAGACAUCAGUUUUAGAACAAGCAAGGAAACAAAUAAAAUGCUUAGUCAUCCAUUUAUGCCCAGUCAACAAAGUUUAAUACCUUCUGUCAUCUCUCAACUUGUUUUCACCAAAAAACAAUUUUUAAAUAACUCCUAGUAGUCACAUCAAAUUUACAAGUGGAAGAGAAACAUGCAAGAUGAACCAGUGUCUAGGAAAACAUAUACAGUUUUAUUCUUUGAGUCAUGGCUUACAAAAGACACGAGCCCCUUGGACUACUUAUAAACAUUUCUGCUCUAAACACAUCCACACGAAGACGUAUGUGGUGGGGAAACAUACAUUUGGGCUCUUGGGACAUAAACAGCCUAGCAGACUUAAGUACAACUUAUAUGCCGCUACAGGCAUUAAGAAAAAUAAGUCCUAGCAGGAUGUAUGAUAAUAUACAGAUUUCUUCUACAAGCACACACCACAUAUUAAACCAAAUAUUGGCAAGGUGGAACAACUCUGUUACAUAUAAAUAGUUAGUAAUACCUGGGGAAAUAUGUAUGUUUCUGUUGUAAGCACAAAGAAUCAAAUGACUUAAAACAGUGAUGCCCAAAAUACGGCCCGUGGGCCAGAUUCGGCCCGCGACGUGGUUCCAUCCGGCCCGCCGAAAUGUCUGCACAAAGUGUAGAUAACCUCUACCCCCCUCCCCUUAAAGAAAAGGUUGAAAAAUGUCUCUUUACCUACGGGCCCUCAAUUUUUCUCCGCUUGAUUGGUACCAUGACUAACAUCUGUGCGUAACUUUAUGAGAUUGGACUCUUAGUGUAGAAUUUUAAAAACGUAAGGACGUUUACUUUGUGGCAGAACAUGAUAAUAAGCCAAUAUAUAUUUGAGUUGUCUAUAAAGAGUGUGGCUGUAUUAAAAAAAACAAAAAGGAAAAGCAAUUAUAAAACACGUGACGUCAUUGGAAUCAAAAGAUAGUUAAACUACGUCUAGAGAUUGGAAGAUUAAUGUGAAUAGUUACCAAAAAAGACAAGAAUAUGAUUCGUUGGUAAAGCUAGCUACACUGUUGCUCAUAUUUUUAGCCGUUUUCUUACGCUUGGAAAAAAAAAAGAGAAUACUAUCCCCAUUAAUGAACGUAAGUACCAGAUCCACGGGUUUCUAAUCAAAUAGUUUCAGGUCAAUUUCAUUUUAUGUGGCCCGCCACUAGGGUCGGAAAUUAAAAUGGGCCGCAGGUCAAUUUAUGUUGGGCAUCACUGACUUCAAACAACUCGGAUAAUGAUCAUGGACAAAAGAAAAUAAGGAAUUAAGAUUAAGGAUAGAGAAGAUGUUAUCUAAUGGAGGUCAAACCCAUGAACUCUCUAUCUUGAACUUCGGGCAUUACCUCAAGCAAAAUAGCACAUUUUAAUUUAUAUAUAGGCAGAAUCUGAUAGCCUUCAGCAUAUGCCAUUGUGCUAGAAAAAGAUUUACAAAAUAGACUGAUGAUCUACAGUGCAGGAGAAAGUUAAACAAUGACACAAUGUAGUGUAACUAUGUUGUUUAUUUUCUAUGUGCUUCUAACAUGUCUGAAAGAAAUGUCCAUUUUGUGUCCAUAGAACUUGAAUAAUCAGUCAUGUGAGACAUAUAUGUGCUCGUUUAUUGUUUACUGUGAUCUUGUUGAAAAAGGCCAAGAAAUAUGUAAUUCUAGUAGAGUUAUUUUAUUACACAUAUUUUUGUGUGAUAAAUCUACUUUGUAUCAGUUACUACUUGUACGUGCACAUAUAUAUAUAUAUAUAUAUAUAUAUAUAUGAUCACAAGUGCCAUCAUGGGCGUAGCCAGGAUUUUUUUUCGGGAGGGGUUUUUGGGGGGGGGAUACAUCCCCCCCCCCCAGGAAAAAAUUAUAUGUGUGUGUGUGUACAUAAUUAAUCUUUAUUACAUUCUGACCCUUUCGGAAGACGUUUAUUGUUUAUUGUAGACUCCCCGCCCUUGCUAGCAAGGGGGUCUGGGGGAGCUCGCAGCGCUAGGGUUCGCCCCGCCGCCGAGCACUAUUUCUGGUAUUGAAAGCCAACAAAAUGCAUAUUCUGAGGUAUCUACAGUGCAUUAUCUUGCUAUUAAAAAGUUUUAUUUCAAAAAGCUAAUGUGCUAUUCUUACUGACUUAGACCCUCUCGCGCCGUUCGGCGCAUUUUCCGGAAAGCUGUUUCCGCAACUCUUAUUUUGCGUAAUUCAUUUUGUCGGAGAACAUGUCCCGCAAAACCUCAUGCGACGCUCUGUCACAACCUUACUAAGGAUUCGACUCCAAGUUCGGCAUAUAAUUUCUUUGAUUUAGACCCGAUCUCUAUGACUGACUCCUAAAAUCUGUCUUAGCCAUCUUUGUUGAGCCACAUUUAAUGUUUUUCAAUUUCGGCAGAAGACUAUUCACACUUUUUUAAUAAAGCCCAAGCCACUGGUAGAAAUGUGUAACCUUUCUUGACUACGCUUUUGGAAUUACAUGCCUGUAUUUCGAUUUAGAUUUUAUAUCGAAAAGAAAAGUUUUUUUGUCAAAUCAUCUGUUGAGGGGUUAAACUAAAAAAUCUCUGGAGUUUUUUUUUUCCAUUUAGCUACGAUCAUAGAAUUUGGUGACUGUAGUUUGCUUUAAAAUAAUAUUGAAGAGAGAGGUUUCAACUCUAAACGCUCUGUAGGGGAAUUUUAAACUCAAAACCAUCUGGAGGGGUUUUUAACUUUAAAGAAAAAGCCAUCUGGAGGAGGGGAUUUAAACUCAAAACCCCUUUGACUACGCUCAUAGAUUUUAUAGUGUGUAAUUUGCUGCUUUUUUUUUUUUAUAUUGAAGAGGUACUUUUUAGCUUCAAACCCCAACUGGAAAAAGGGGGGGGGGGUUAAACUCAAAACCCCUUUGGCUACGCUCAUAAAAUUUUGAAUGAGUAAUUUGCUUUUUUAUAUUGAAGAGGGGUUUAUCGUAAAUUUUGGAGAGGGUUUUAAAAUCAAAAUCUUCCUUAAUUGUGCUGUUGGAAUUUUGGGAUUGCUGUUUGCAUUUUUUUUUGUGUUUUGUUUUAUAGAAGAGGGGGAUUUAACUGCAAAAACCUCUGGUAGGGGGUUUAAAACUCAAAACCCCCUGUAGGGGGUUUUAAACUCAAAGCCCCUGGUAGGGGGUUUUAAACUCAAAACCCCCCUGGUAGAGGGAUUUGUAUCUCAAAACCCCCUGAUAGGGUUUUUUAAAAUCUCAAAACCCCCUGGUUGGGGGUUUAAACUCAGAACCCCCUGGUACAGGGUUUUUAACUCAAAACCACCUCGGCUGUGCUGUGGUAAGUGAUGAUUUAGUAUUAAAAUCUCACCUAAAAUAAACAAAAUGAAAGCAAUAAUCAGUCACUUAAUUCCGUUCCCCUCCCCCCUGUGGGGGGGGGUUGAACCCCAAGAACCCCCCCCCCCAACCUGGCUACGCCCAUGAGUGCCAUUAUGCUUCUAUACAAUAAAUAAUAGCGUUCUCUUUCUUAUUGUCUUUCAUGAUAAUUUUGAUUCGUUCCUAUUGGUCAACUUAAAAAUUAGGGGUCUGUCCUCAUAAACAUUAUAUAUUAUUGGAUCCAGUUUGAACUAUUGGAAACUUUAUUUGAUCAAAGAAAAUGACUUAUGAUUGAUCACAAAACUCACAGCUAAGAAUGACCCAAUUUUCAGAAACAUAUCCAAACAGAAAUUAAGAAGAAAACAGCAAUAAGGUUUCAAGUAUAAUAUGUCAAAAUGUAUUAACGAGUCUUAUUAAUCUAAAGAGUUUAUAAUAAUUAAACAAGAAAAUAUUUUAAAUAACUUUGUUACAAACAAAGCUUGUUUCAAUUAGUUUGGAUCAGUCAUGUGAUGUUUUGUAAAAUGUUUUACUUAUUUCGGAUGUUCCUUCAGAGUUGAAGAUAAUUACUUCCUAGUCCAAACCUCCCGCAGGACGACGGGGGAUGGGAGCGGGCAGGGUUUGAACCCGGGACCAUCGAUAAGUCCGAACGACAGUCCAGCGUGCAAACCGCACGACCAGGCAGCCAUCCAGAUCAAAUUUGUAAUAGAUCUAGACUAAUAGUAAAAAAGCAUUUAUAAAAGUAAAUUUUAAAAAAAUGGAGGAAAUGAUGUGAAUUGGAACUCAUGUCUCAAGCCUUCUGCUUAUGAACAGGGAAGAUUGUACAGUUAUCUUAUCACAGUGAUGCCCAAAAUACGGCCCGGGGGCCACAUCCGGCCCGCCAAAACGUCGGCAUAAAAAGUGUAGAGAACUCCCCUCCGCCUAAACAAAAAAAAAAAAAGGUUGAAAAAUGUGUCUUUACCCUCACGAUUGGUACCAGGAAAAGGUAAACGGAUUUUUACUUUUUUUUUUUUUUUGUGAAACACGAUCAUAAGCCAACAUGAUUGUUUUAUAAAGUGUAACUGUUUAAAAACAGCAACAUAUAAACGGCAUUAUGAAACAAAUAUGGCGGCAUUCUUGAUUUGAUCUACGAAUAAAAGAUUGUUAAGCUACAGAUACUAGAUCUACGGGUUUCUCAUCAAAUAGUUUCAGGUUUAAUUUAAUUUCUUUUUUUUUUUUUUUUAACUUUUUCGUUGAUGUGGCCCGCGACACGAGUGUUGGAAAUUGAAAUGGCCCGCAGGUCGACUAAGGCUGGUCGUCACUGUCUUAUCACAAUGCUUCUAGUGAUGCCAUGUUUCUCCCUCAAAAGUUACAGUUUGCGGGCUUUUUCAGUGCAUGGAUCAAAGGCUUGCUUGGAACUUACUCCCCAUUGAUCUCAAACAGAAAACAUGCUUCAUUACAUUCAUCAGUUCAAAACUUUUUUCAGAUUAGUUUGUCAUUAUUGCUCUCAUCUUAAUGUUUCUAAUUCAAAAUAGAGCAGUGAGAUUCAUAACAAACGAAUAUUCACAUUUGACUAGAGUAACACCUUUAGUAAAAUCACUAAAUUUAGAAAGCCUUCAGGACAGAAGACUCAAAAAUAAAGUAGCAAUUAUACAUAAAACACUGAAACAUAAUCUUCAAACACAAAAACAAAAUUUAAUAAAAUACUCUGAAAGACACAAAGAUAGAGGCACAUUCCUCGUCCCAUAUGCUAGGACAAAUUUGUACAAAUACUCCUUCUUCCCUAGUGCUAUUAGAGCAUGGAAUGGAUUGCCUGAGAUAGCCAGGAAAACCAGUGACUUGGCAGAAUUUAAGUCAUUGGUUAAUAUGCAUGACGCGUAGGACGUAAUCAUCUUCUUUUUUGAAGUAACGUCUGUAUUAUAUAAGAUAAGAUUAGAAGAUCUUGUAUACGGUAGAACCAGGCAGAUAGGAAAGGAACUAAGUAGAUAAAUAAAGUGUUGCAGAUUUUUAUAAAA